Molecule: messenger RNA, 1625 nt
Organism: Solea solea (common sole)
Lineage: Eukaryota; Metazoa; Chordata; Actinopteri; Pleuronectiformes; Soleidae
Gene: dap3
Product: death associated protein 3
Exons: 13
Coding region: 249-1436 (395 amino acids)
Biological process (GO): apoptotic process
Cellular component (GO): mitochondrial small ribosomal subunit; mitochondrial ribosome
Molecular function (GO): structural constituent of ribosome
Source: RefSeq, a predicted model, not a curated record
UGCGUCAUUUCCUGCUGUAAGCUGCAUGAUGGCGGUGCCCAUGGCUGGUCUGGCACAUUGACGUCGCCGGCAGGUGUGCGCUUUGUCCUAUCGCUUAAACUCUAAACACUGGUCGUGUCUCUUCAUAACAGUAGCCGAAGUCAUCGCCAGUGAACAUUGAUGAAGUGAACUGAAGGUAAACGGCUAUAUGUGCUCUCACCACUCCGCGCCGCUGUUAGCUGUUAGCUAAGAGUUUACUACACAAGAUCAUGGCGCUCCACAGACUGUCCUUCAGACUACGGCAAACGGUAACACAUGUCAGGACCCUUCAUACCACUAAAUGCAGGCAGCAGCAGGAGUCUUUGGCUGCAGAGUCAGAACCUGAGCCUUUCUCCAUUUUCAGAACGCGGGAAAACGAUCCGGCGAUUCAGUCUGAGAAAAACAUCGGGCAGUAUUACACUCUUCCUUCUGCACACAUCCGCACUGUGUUCCCUCAUGGCCUCCCCUGGCGCUAUCAACAACAGAUGAAGACGUUCAGUGAAGCCUGUAUGAUGGUGAGGCAGCCUGCUCUGGAGGUCAUGUCUUAUCUGAAGAAAACAGACUACAGCAAACCUGUGAUGCGAUAUGUAUUGUAUGGGGGGAGGGGGAGUGGGAAGACCUUGUCCCUCUGUCACACAGUCCACUACUGCUACACGCAGGGUUGGCUGGUGCUGCACCUUCCUGACGCUUUUCGCUGGGUAAAGAAUUGUAAGGAGCUGCUGCCAUCGUCGUUUAACACCUCUCGCUUUGACCAACCAUUACAAGCUACAGAAUGGCUGCGCAAUUUUAAGAUUACCAAUGAGCCGUUCCUUUCAAAGAUAAAGACAAAGCAGCGCUACGUGUGGACAAAGAGGGAGUUCACUGAGGAGGGAAGUCUAUUAGGACAGCUGGUGGAUCAGGGUAUAUCCCGUGUGAAGAGCAGCAGCGAUGUAGUGGGGGCCGUGAUGAAAGAACUGAAGCUGCAAAGCGGGCAACCAGAGUCAAACUUUCGCUUAGCUGUGGCGGUGGAUGGUGUCAACGCCCUUUGGGGACGAUCCACCAUCAAGAAGGAGGAUAAGAGCACUGUGGACCCAGAUGAGCUCACUUUAGUUCAUAACAUGAGGAAGCUGAUGAAGAACGACUGGACUGGAGGAGCCAUCAUCACCACUGUGGCUCAGAAUGGGUCUCUCUACAUGUCAAAGUCUGCCUAUUUGCCUCAAGAGCUGCUUGGAGAGAAGGGUUUUGACUACAUGGACCCAUUUAUCCCGGUGUCCGUUGCAAACUAUAGCGAGAAGGAGUUUGAGAGCUGUUACCUUUACUAUAUGGACCGUCAAUGGCUGCAGCAUCCACAGUGCCGAACAGAGGAAGGAAAGAAAGAACUCGUCUUUUUGAGCAACAGAAAUCCCAAAGUAAUGGAAAGAAUUUGUUCUUCCCUAUGAAGUUGCCGAAAGACUUAAAUCAUCACACGCAUAAAAACACAAACGCCACACAGAGGAUAUCAAUGUCCUGCAAAUAAUAAACACAAAAAACAUUCAAAUGUCUUUGUCUACAAAGUGUAAAUUAUAAUGUAUGUGUGUUUACUUUGAUAAUAAAAUGUUAAAGAAACCACAGAAGCUCUUUAAAAAUGA